UGCGCCUGCGCACGGACGAACACGUGGCUGCCGCGGAGCCAGAGCAGCAAUGGCGGCGGGUGGCGGCGGUAGCUGCGACCCCCUGGCGCCGGCGGGGAUCCCCUGCGCCUUCUCCCCCGUCAGCCAGGCCUACUUCGCUCUAGCCUCCAGCGAUGGUCACUUGCGGGUGUGGGAGACAGCCAGCAACCGGCUGCACCAGGAGUACGUGCCUUCCGCGCACCUCAGCGGUACCUGCACCUGCCUGGCCUGGGCGCCAGCGCGGCUGCAGGCCAAGGAAAGUCAUCAAAGGAAAAAAAGGAAAUCAGAGGCUGUAGGAACGUGUGACCAGGUCGACUUGUUGGCCCUUGGUACAGCAGUUGGUAGCAUUUUAUUAUAUAGUACAGUAAAAGGAGAAUUACACAGUAAAUUAAUAAGUGGUGGACAUGAAAACAGAGUCAAUUGCAUACAGUGGCAUCAAGACAAUGGUUGCAUAUAUAGUUGUUCAGAUGAUAAGCAUAUUGUGGAGUGGAGUACACAGACAUGCAAAGUGAAGUGCAAGUGGAAAGGAGACAAUAGCAGCGUCAGUUCCCUGUGUAUCAGCCCCGAUGGAAAGAUGUUACUUUCAGCUGGUCGAACAAUCAAGCUAUGGGUUUUGGAGACCAAAGAAGUCUACAGACACUUCACAGGACAUGCGACACCAGUUUCAUCACUUAUGUUCACUACUGUCAGACCUCCUAAUGAGAGCCAGCCCUUUGAUGGAGUUACAGGUCUCUAUUUCUUAUCUGGAGCUGUACACGACCGGUUACUUAAUGUCUGGCAGGUCCGGUCAGAAAACAAAGAAAAGAGUGCAGUGAUGUCUUUUACAGUUACAGAUGAGCCUAUCUAUGUUGACUUGACUUUGUCAGAAAACAAAGAGCCUGUCAAGUUAGCUGUUGUUUGCAGAGAUGGUCAGGUCCAUCUUUUUGAGCAUAUAUUAAAUGGACACUGCAAAAAACCUUUGACUUCAAACUGCACAAUUCAGAUUGCAACCCCAGGGAAAGGCAAGAAAUCACCACCAAAACCCAUUCCUAUUCUAGCAGCUGGUUUUUGCUCAGACAAAAUGUCAUUAUUGCUUGUAUAUGGCAGUUGGUUUCAGCCUACCAUUGAACGAGUGGCUUUAAACUCCAAAGAGACUCAUAUUUGUUUAGAAAGAGAUAUUUCAAAUUGCUGGACUCCUAAAGUAGAAACUGCUGUAACAAAGGUGAGAACACCAGUGAUAAAUUCUGAAGCAAAAGUUCUGGUGCCUGGGAUUCCUGGACAUCACGCACCCAUCAAGCCUCCACCCCCACAGCCCAAGGAGGUGGAGAACAAGAGGAAAUUAGGGGGUAAUGAGGCUACCAUUGAAGAGCGCCUGGGAGCCAUGGAUAUAGAUAAAAAAGAAAGAAAGGACGACUUUCUACAGACAAAUAGCUUUCCAGUUCUUCUUACACAGGGCUUAGAAAGUAAUGAUUUUGAAAUGCUAAAUAAAGUACUUCAAACUAGGAAUUUAAACCUAAUAAAGAAGACUGUGUUAAGAAUGCCUUUGCAUGCUGUUAUCCCAUUGCUGCAAGAGCUUACGAAGAGGUUGCAAGGACAUCCUAAUAGUGCUGUUUUAAUGGUUCAGUGGCUGAAAUGUGUGUUGACAGUUCACGCGUCAUACCUAUCCACGUUGCCUGACCUGGUACACCAGCUGGGGACACUCUACCAGCUAAUGGAAAGCAGAGUCAAAACUUUCCAGAAACUCUCACACCUUCAUGGAAAACUAAUUCUUCUAAUCACACAAGUUACAGCAUCAGAGAAAACGAAAAAAAUGCCUCCCCCUGGACAGAAGGCAAAGUUGGUGUAUGAAGAAGAAUCUUCUGAAGAAGAAUCUGAUGAUGAGAUUGCAGAGAAGGACUCUGAUGAUAAUUGGGAUGAAGAUGAAGAGGAGAAAGACAGUGAAAAAGAUGAGGGGGUUGAUGAACACAAUGAGGAGGAAGAUGAGGAUGCUGAAGACAAAGAAGAAAAUGGAGAGGACAGAGAUGUGUCAAGUGAAAAGGAAUUAAACGGAGAUUCUGACUUAGAACCUGAAAAUGAGAGUGAAGAGGAAUGAAGACAGAAACCAGCCAAACUGUGAACUCUGGCUCACCUUGCCCAAUGCUGCCGAGUCCUCCCAGGGAGGGCUGUCCUGUGCCAGGAGACCAGAAGCCUCCGCUUCCAAGUUCACAGCGGCAAUUCCCACACCUUCCUGCCCUGAGUGCCCCAGACUUUAACUGUGUAAAUAAGAGUGUUUCAUUCAGAUGUUAAUAAACUUUACACAGUAAAUAGACACAUUUUCUGUAAUGUAUUGACAUGAGUGUCCAAUAUCUGGUCUAUUUUUGUAUGAUGCUCUAGUGUGACUGGUUGUAUCAGAACCUGACUUAGGUGAAGACAUGCUCGUGGGCUUCAGGAACUGGCUGCUUGUGAAGGAGCCCGCUCUCACCUCAGGUUGGUAUUUCAUCUAGUCCAGAUGCCACUUGACACUAGUGAGUAGUUUUUAAUCUGGCACACCUAAUUUGAUACAGUUUCAUAAAAUAUGAAGAAAUAACUAAAAGCUAGAGUAAAAAUGGUUGAUUCAAAGAAAAAAACAAUCCCCAGUAUCCCUACUUUGUCUAUGAACUGUGGUUAUCUGACUUGAGUCAGACUGAGUAUUUGGAGCACUUCCCCAAAAUAACCACUUAUUUUUUAAACUGUCUUGUGAAAUAUUUUUUUAAACAAAAAAUAAUGGUAAUUAAACAAAGAUUUAGCCAUAUUAAGGAUUUUUCUUGUCUGCACAUUGCCUGUAAAGAAUCAUCAGUGUAUAGCUUAGGAGAGCUCAACCUAUAACUUUUUAAAAACUCCAGUCACAGCUGCUUUUGAAGAGGUUUCCAUUUUUAUUUAAAUUACUAAUGGAUCAAAGAACAUUGGUUUAUUUUUUCUCUUUGGUUUUAGAUAUUAAUGAUAACCUUAUUGGAAUUUUUUUCCAAAGAAACUAUUUUUAUAAUUCAGUAAUUUAAUGCUUUCCUUCCUUUUCAUUACCCACUCUUGGCAGUGCUAGGGUAUCUGUUUAUCUUUAAAAUAAUAAAUCUUACUCAAGAUUUUUUAUGUAUGUAUAAAGUAUUUUGGUGCACUACACAAGCUUUUUCAAAUUACUAGUAAUUUGUCUGUUUUUAAAGAAUGAGCUAGUACUUGCUUAGUGUUCACUAUAGGACAUAGAUGGAAGCUCACCUGUACAGAAGGGCUGGGCAGGUGCAUUUCUUUUCCCACCUAUGAAUGUGUAGAACAAAACCAUUAUCUCUGAGGGACUUAACAUCAGAGGCAGAGCAGGGUUCUGUGCUCACCUGAUAGAGCUGGAACCAGGGGAACAUCUUGGGGAAGCAGUUUGAGCUAGCUGCUGGUGCGAUGUACAGUUGUUAAUUGUCUAUAAAUGGAGCUGUUUAUGGCAAUUUAAUACCAUUCUCUUUGUAAAGUGAAUAAAUACUCAUCUUUACCCAG
Molecule: messenger RNA, 3489 nt
Organism: Nannospalax galili (Upper Galilee mountains blind mole rat)
Lineage: Eukaryota; Metazoa; Chordata; Mammalia; Rodentia; Spalacidae
Gene: Wdr43
Product: WD repeat domain 43
Exons: 18
Coding region: 50-2089 (679 amino acids)
Biological process (GO): maturation of SSU-rRNA from tricistronic rRNA transcript (SSU-rRNA, 5.8S rRNA, LSU-rRNA)
Cellular component (GO): nucleolus
Molecular function (GO): protein binding
Source: RefSeq, a predicted model, not a curated record